AUGGCCGCCCGAGUGAACGAACGCACCGACGACCCUAGCGUCAUCGUCGGCCUUGCCUGUCGAGUCCCAGGAGCCAGCACCCCGAGUAAGCUCUGGGACAGCAUCGCUGAGCAGCGUGAUGUUCAGAAGAAGAUGCCCAAGGACAGGUUCAACGUGGAUGCCUUUUUCCAUCCCGAGCCUACGCACAAGGCCACUACCAAUGCUCGCUUCGGCUACUUUCUCGAUCAGGAUAUUGGGGAAUUUGACGCUGGUUUCUUCGGCAUCUCUGGAAAAGAAGCCGAGGCCAUGGAUCCUCAGCAGCGGCUGCUGCUCGAGGUCGUCUACGAAGCUCUGGAGAAUGCUGGAAUCACUCUCCAGGAGAUCCGGGGAUCUUCCACUUCCGUAUUCUGCGGCUGCUUUACCAACGACUACAACUCCAUGUUGACCAAGGACCUGGAAUACUAUCCCAAGUACACUGUCACCGGCACUGGAGACGCCAUUCUUUCCAACCGAAUCUCGUACUUUUACGAUCUCCAUGGUACCAGUGUCACAGUCGACACUGCCUGCUCUUCGUCGCUGGUCUGUUUUCAUCUCGGCAACCAGACGUUGCAGAACGGCGAGUCCGACAUCUCCAUCAUUGUUGGCUCGUCGCUGCACUUUGACAGCAACAUCUUCGUGACCAUGACCGAUCUGGGCAUGCUUUCCACCAGCGGUCGCUGUGCGGCUUUCGACUCCUCCGGCAGCGGCUACGUCCGCGGUGAGGGUAUCGCCUGCGCAAUCCUGAAGCGCAAGUCUGGUGCGCUUUCCAACGGCGACAACAUCCGCGCUGUCGUCCGCGCGACUGGCACGAACCACGACGGCAAAAAGAAUGGCAUCACGCUGCCCAACUCGGUGGCCCAGGAGCAGCUCAUGCGCUCCACCUACGAGAAGGCCGGACUGCACCCCAAUGACACGCAAUACUUUGAGGCUCACGGUACUGGUACCGCUGCUGGCGAUCCUCUCGAGACUCGCGCCAUCGGCGCCGUCUUUGCCCCUGGCCGUGAGGAGCCCCUCUACGUCGGUUCCGUCAAGACCAACAUUGGCCAUCUCGAGGGCGCUUCCGGCCUGGCCGGUGUCAUCAAGACCACCCUGGCUCUUGAGCGCGGCCUCAUCCCUCCCAACAUGCACUUCAAGAAUCCCAACCCCAAGAUCGACUUUGACAACUGGAAAAUUGCUGUUCCCACCAACGUCACCGAAUGGAAGGUCCCUGAAGGUGUUUCUCGUCGUGCCAGUAUCAACUCCUUUGGCUACGGCGGCACCAACGCUCACGUCGUGCUUGAAGAGUACACCAAGGGUGACGAAUUGCCAGCGCCGAUUGCCUCGGAGCCAAUUGCGAACGGUGUUCACUCCCGUCCGUAUCUUGUUCCCCUGACCUCCCACUCGCCCAAGGCCGGCGAGCUCUCCGAGGAGACCUUGUCCACGUAUCUGGAGAACUCCGACGUCACGAUUGCCGACCUCGCCUACAGUCUGUCUACGCGCCGCACCAUGCACAGCCAGCGCUCCUUUGUCGUUGCGAGCGACUCCACCGGCCUGGGGGAACAGCUACGCACGCCUCGUCCCGCCGCCCCUUGGACCGCGGCCAUGAACACGGCCCCCCGGCUCGGCUUCAUCUUCACCGGACAGGGUGCUCAGUGGUACGCCAUGGGUCGCCAGCUCAUUGACGAGUGUCCGCACUUCCGCCAAAGCCUGCAUCGCUGCGAUACAGUACUGAAAGAGCUGCCGGACGGCCCGGAGUGGUCAAUCGUCGCGGAGCUGAGCAAGACCAAGGAAACUUCCCUUCUCGGCGAGACGCUCUACUCUCAAACCAUUUGUACCGCUCUGCAGCUGGCGCUGAUCGAUCUCAUGGGAACAUGGGGUAUCAAGCCUUCAGCCGUCGUGGGCCAUUCUUCCGGUGAGAUGGGGGCUGCGUACGCCGCCGGCAUUCUCACUUUUGAGGGCGCCCUCAUCGCCGCCUAUUAUCGAGGUCGCUACAUGUCUGCGAGCCGGGAUGACGGCGUUCGAGGAGGCAUGAUGGCCGUCGGGCUGCCGGAAAGCAAGUGUCUGGAGGAGCUCAAGCCCUUUGCUGGCCGCUUGACCAUUGCCGCCGUCAACAGCCCUUCCACCAUGACCGUCUCCGGAGAUGAAGACGCCAUACAGGAGCUCAAGGAGAAGCUGACGGAGAAGAAGGUGUUCGUCCGCCAGCUCAUCGUCAAGCAGGCUUUCCACUCCCACCAUAUGUUCCCUCUUGCACCUGCGUACGAGAACGCGCUGAAAAACAAUUCAAGCUUCAAGACGCAGCCUGCCAAGUGCCGCAUGUUCUCAAGCGUCACGUCCCGCCUCGCGGACCACGAGAAGAUGGGCGCUUCGUACUGGGCAGCCAACAUGGUUCAGGCCGUGCGCUUCUCUGAUGCCCUCACUGGCAUUCUCCUUGAUGAGCAGGAUGACAAAAACAUUGACGUUUUGGUUGAGAUUGGUCCUCACCCGGCCCUGAAGGGACCUGCUCGCCAGACCGUUCAGGCGCUUAAGCUUGAUCUGCCAUAUGUUGCCUCCCUCACCCGCGGUGUGCCCGACUUUGAAGGCCUCCUGAGCAUGGUGGGCACCCUCUUCUCUCUGGGCUAUCCCGUUGAUCUGGUCUCCGCAAACGAGAACCUCAGCCGCGCAGCGGACGGCUCCCUGGUCAACACCCCGACUGGCGAUAAGCUCGCUGACCUGCCCACAUACACGUGGGACCAUCGUCGCUACUGGUCCGAGACCCGCCACAUCAAGGAGCACCGCCAGAGGGAGUUUCGCCACUCGACCCUGGGCCACCGCGUUGCUGGUUCCAUCGCCAAGCACCCCAUCUUCCGCAACUACCUGCGCAUGAGUGAGCUGCCCUGGCUGAACGAGCACGUUGUUGAGAACAAGAUUGUGUUCCCCGGUGCCGGGUACAUCAGCAUGGCCAUCGAGGCUGUCAUCCGCACCGACGAGAUUGACAGUGUCAAGAUGAUCCACUUCAAGGACAUUGUCGUCAAGAACGCGCUGCUGAUACCAAACACGGAUGAGGGGGUUGAGGUUCUCCUGGAACUCAAGCCGGUGACCCUGUCUGCCAAGAGCCACUCUGACAACUGGUACGAGUUCAAUGUCUUUUCGUACGACGAGACCUCCAACUGCACGAGCCACUGCCACGGCAUUAUUAGCGUCGAGAGGGGCGACGCCGCUCCUCUCGAGUAUACCGCCGCCUAUCCUGAAGGCACCUCUUUCGCAGACCUGCGCAAGAAGACGUACCGCUCGAUGCCCGUCGGCAGCUUCUACAAGAACAUGGCUGAACUCGGUCUUGCUUACGGCGAAAAGUUCCGCCUGCUGAAGGGCAACGUCGAGAGCGGCGUUGGCUUCUCCGUCUGUGACCUUGUCUUCGAGCCAUCCGUCCUGCCAAACGACGCUGGUGAUGAGACAGUCCUGCAUCCUACCCUCCUGGACUCUUUCUUCCACGUCAUCUACCACGCCAUUGAAGACCGCCUUGGCCGUCCCAUUGACGAGCCCUACGUCCCGUCCUUUUUCCGCUCUCUGGCCAUCUCGGGCAACUUCUUCGACUGGAAGAACAACAGGGCCACCAAGCACUUCCAAGUCGGUUCCUUCACGCAGCUCCCGUCUCCCCGCGUCGCCAUCAACAACAUGAUGAUGCAGAACGACCAGGGCGAGCUCAUGAUGGAGAUUGCCGGCCUCGAGGUCACGUCUCUCGGGCGUGAGGCCCCCGAGGGUCAAGGUCCUCGCGUGCUAUUUUAUCGCCAGCGCUGGCAGCCGUGCUUUGACAUGAUGACCAAUGUCAAGGGGAAGCCCCUGUCGGAUGUUGUGGAUAUCUUCGCCCACCAGUUUCCCAACACCACGAUCCUGCACGUCACGUCGGAUCUGGAGCGCACGAGGGAAGUUGUCCGAUCUCUGGGCGCUGGCAAGGGUGAGCGCCGACGCUUCAAGAAACUCGACGUUUGCUCGCUGCAGGGCAAGGAGUUUGCUGAGGAGGCGGCUGAGGAGCUGUCCAAGAUCUCUAGGGGUCUUGUCAGCGUUGCCGAGCCCCAGGCUGGCUCCUAUGAUCUUGUCAUCGUCAGCGAGGCCGGCGUUGAUGCCACUUCUUUCAUGAACGACAGCGGCUGUGUCCUCCUCGACGGCCAGAACGAAGCUGCUGCUGCUGGUUUCCACGAGGUCUUCUCCGGGCCCGUCUGCGCGGCCCUUCGCAAGGCCGCCGAGCCUUUCGAGCUGCCGUCUGAGGUUUCCGUCGUUGUGCCUGCCGGCAGGCUUUCUGACCGCGCUUCUGCCAUCCUCAGCGAGUUGCAAUCCGCAUACAGCGGCAGAAUCACUCAAACCACUUUCGCCGAGCUGGCUACCAGCACUGCCGUUCUCUCGGACGAUGUCGUCGUCCUGGCUUGCUUGGACGAGUCUGCCUCAGACAGCGCCGUCUUCGAGGGUGCACAGGCCCUGCUUGUGUCUCUCGAGAAGAACACCAUCUGGUUGACCGAGAGUGCCACCCUCGAGGCCGGUCGCCCGGAAUGUGCCAUGUACAUGGGUCUCGUCCGCACAGCCCGGUCUGAGAACGAUACUCUCCGUGCUGUGACGUUCGACUUUGGUCUCGAAUCCUCUGCCCAGUCCGUGGCAGCCAACAUGUUGCGCCUCCUUGACAGCAGAAUCACCGAGGAUGAGGUUACGGAGCGCAACGGCACCUUCUACAUCCCCAGAGUCGAGGCUGACGAUGACCGCAACUGCAAGCUCAGGAACGGCCCCAACCAGGAGCCUCGCCUGGAGCCGCUCAGGACGCCCCAGACCAGAAACCCCGUUGCUCUCAGGAUCGGCAAGGUUGGUCUGCUGGAGACUCUAUACUUUGGCGAAGAUACGGAAAUCAUGGACUGCGAGAUCAACGACAACGAGGUCGAGAUCGAGACCAAGGCCUCUGCCAUCAACUUCCGCGACAUCGCCGCCAGCAUGGGCAUCAUCGAGGACUUCAAGCUUGGUGACGAAUGCGCCGGCAUUUGCACCAAGGUCGGAGCCAGCGUCACGGACUUCAAGGUCGGCGACCGUAUUGUAGCUCUCCGUCCCGGCCAGGGCGCACACAGGAGCGUGGUGCGCAACCCUGCUUCGUGGUGCGCCAAGGUCCCUGACAGCCUGUCUUAUGCGGACGCGGCCGCCAUGCCCCUGAUUCUGAGCACCGCUUGGUUUGCUCUGGACCACACGGCGCGACUUGGCAAGGGCGAGACGGUUCUUAUUCACGCCGCCGCUGGUGGUGUCGGUCAGAUGGCCGUCCAGAUUGCUCAACGCGCCGGUGCUCGCAUCCUCGCUACCGUCGGCUCUCCCGCCAAGCGACAGCUCCUGAAGGACGUCUAUGGCCUUACCGAGGACCAGAUGUUCUCGUCCCGAGACGCCUCGUUCGCCAAGGGCGUCAUGGAGGCUACCAACGGCAAGGGCGUCGAUGUUGUUCUCAACAGCUUGGCUGGUCCCCUCCUCCACGCCUCUUGGGCUUGUCUUGCUCCCUUUGGCCGCUUCCUGGAAAUUGGAAAGCGUGAUAUCCACGAGAACAGCAAGAUUGCUAUGGACCCAUUCCGACGGAACGUCCUCUUUGCCUCGAUCGACCUCGUCACCAUGUUUGAACAGAACGAGGCUCUCGGCGAAAAGCUGUUCAAGGAAUGCUGUGCCUUGAUCGCCAACGGCGAAAUCAGGGCGCCCGCCACCAUCAAGGAGGUGGCCUACUCGGAUGUCAUCCAGGGCUUCCGUCUGCUGCAAAAGGGCAAGCACACCGGCAAGGUUGUUCUUGUUCCCCAUCCUGAGGACAUGGUCCCCGUUAUGCACAGCGGCUACCGCCACGUCAAGCUCUUCAACUCGUCCAAGCACUACCUUCUCGUCGGCGGUCUUGGCGGUCUGGGGCGAACGCUCUCGCAGUGGAUGGUGCGGAAGGGCGCCAGGAAGCUGGCCUUCCUCUCUCGAUCUGGUGCCGACAAGUCCGAAGCCAAGGCCACGAUUGACUGGCUCACCGAGCGCGGCGUCGAGGUCAACGUCCACCGCGGCGAUGUCUCCAGGCGCGCCGAUGUCCAGCGCUGCAUCGACGCCAUUGGCUCCGACCUCGGUGGCGUCUUCCAGGCCGCCAUGGUCCUUCAGGACAAGCCUCUCGAGACCAUGACAUACAAGCAGUGGCAAAGGUGCUGCCAGCCCAAGGUUGAGGGAACAAAGAACCUCCACGAGGCAACUCUCGGCAUCGACCUAGACUUCUUUAUUUGCUUCUCCUCUCUGGCUGCCGUUGCCGGCUCCAAGGGCCAGGCCAACUAUUCAGCUGCCAACUGCUACCUCGAUGCUCUCAUGCGUCACCGCCGCGAGCUUGGCCUCAAGGGCACGACCAUGAACGUUGGUGCCGUCACCGGCGUCGGUGUCGUGGCCGAGAACGAAGAGCUCCAGAAGAUUAUGCUCCGGAUGGGCAUGGACACCAUCAACGAAGACGAGCUCCUCUUUCAGCUCGAGGAGGCCGUCAUGGCCGAAGAGUCCGCCCCGGCCCUGACUGCCCGUGGCUGCACUGGCCACCAGAUCAUCAGCGGCGUCGGCCUCAUCUCUCCCGAGGUCUACUGGGCCAGCAAACCCCUGAUGAAGAACCUUUACUCCAACCACGAUUUCGGAGCCGAGGGUGCCGGCCAGGCUUCCAAGAACCUGCUGGCACUCUUGAGGGAGGAGCCCGACGUGGAGAAGAAGACUGAGAUUCUCCUAGACGGGUUCUUGGAGAAGAUUGCAAGCGUUCUGGCCACACCCAGAGAAUCCAUCCUCCCCGGCAAUCCUCUUUCGGCCUAUGGCUUGGACUCCAUCGUGGCUGUCGAGUUCCGAAAAUGGUUCCGAAAGGAGGCCCAGGUCGACAUUGCCCUCUUUGACAUCCUCGGCGCCGCGUCCAUCAACGCACUGGUGUCCAAGACUGCCCGCAUGGUGACGACCAAGACGGCGACCAAGGAGGCUGCCACGGACAAGUCCGACAAGAAGGCCGUCGCCGAGUCCAAGAGCAGCGAGGAGGAGAGCACGGUCUCCGCCAUGGCCACUGGCCAGCUCACCAAGUCGCAGCCAACCGAUGUCAUUCCUCUAUCCACCUUCCAGUCUCGCCUCUGGUUCGUGCACAGCUUCCUCGAGGAUAAGUCCUUCCUCAACUUGCCCAUUGUUCUCCGGAUGAAGGGCAAGCCUGACUACCCUGUCCUGCAAAGGGCCAUCCACGAAAUGGCUGUGCGAAACCCUGCCCUGCGGACGGCUUAUUUCGAGGGCGACGACUUUGCCGUGCAGGAGCCUCUGGAGGACUUUGAUCUCGGCAUCGACUACAGGGACUUAAGCAAUGAAUCCGACAAGGAGGAAGCUCUGCAGGAGUUUGUCCGGUACAACCGCAGGAUCGAGAUGAACGUCGAGGGCGGAGAGGUGGCCACCUACUCACUCGCCAAGUUGAGCGAGGAGGACUGGGCCAUUGUUGGCAUGACGCACCACAUCUCCAUCGAUCGCGCCAGCUUGUUUCCCAUGAUGUCCCAGUUUGUCGCCGUCUACGACGCCAUCCGCACUGGUCAGGACCUCGCAACUGUCUCAGCCCCUGAGUUCAGCUACGUCGACUUUACCCUCUGGCACAACGCCCGUCUGGCCUCGGACCUGAUGAAGCCAGACCUCGACUGGUGGUGCUCGACCCUACAGGGCCUGCCCCAGUCAAGCAAGGUGCUCCCCUUUGCCAAGGGCGAGCGUCCUGCGCGCAGCGAUCCGCAUCGCCACAAGGUCAAGGCCAACCUGGACGCGAAGCUGUUUGCCCGCAUGAAGCGCAUCGCGGCCCAGUCCAGCGGAACACCCUUCCACUUUGUCCUGGCCGCCUUCCGAGCCUUCAUCUACCGGUACACCGAGGAGAAGGACCUGGUCCUCCUGGUGGUUGACGGCAACAGGCCCCACCCCGACACUGACCCCCUGAUGGGCUUCUUUGUCAACUUGGCGCCUGUGCGAUGCAAUGAUGACUGUGACGUGCCGUUUGACCAGCUGUUCCAGGCCACCAAGGCGCGCGCGCUCGACGCCAUGGCGCAUAGUGGUGUCCCUUUCGACACCAUUGUGGACAUCAUGAAGGUCAAGAAGAUGAGCAGCCACAUGCCGGUCGGCCAAAUCGCUGUCAACUACCAGAUCCACGGCCCCGUGCCAACCUACCAGACCGUCGACUUUGUGGUCGAGGAUAUCGAGUCCGACGAUAUUCCCACCGCUGCUGAUAUCCAGCUCGAGGCCAUUGAGACUUCCGAGCACAGUCUCGAUCUCAAGAUUGAGUACGCCACUGCCCUCUAUCACGACGCAGACAUGGAACGCUUCCUCGACAACUUCAACACGUUUCUCACGAGCUGCAUCAAGGACCACCGCCAGCCCAUUGACGAGGUCGGCAUGUGCGGGCCCCUCGAGGUCGACUUUCUGAAGAAGAACUACUGGAACACGGAGACCAGGGCGAACCAGUGGGAGGGAAGGGGGGUGCUCGAUGUGAUCUCCACGAUGGCAAGACAACACCCCCAAGCUACGGCGAUAAAAACUUCUGACUGCUGCAGCGUAUCCUACAGGCAGCUGAUCGAGAAGGCCGAGAGCGUGGCCUCUGAGCUCGUCGACGCCGGCGCCAAGCCCGGAGACCGUAUCGCGCUCAUCGCGCUCCCCGGUGUCGAGGCCGUGGCGGGCAUGCUGGGUGCCCUGAUGACGGGUUCCUGCUACGUCGCACUCGAUACCGACUUUGCCCACGACCGCCUCUCCUUCAUGAUGGCCGACUCCGGGGCCAGGAUCCUUCUUGUCGGACCGGGACAAGACGCUUUGGCCGCCGAGCUCCUGUCGAAAGUCGCCGUCCCCCCCCAGGUCGUCGGGAUCGAGGGGGCUGCAGCCGCCGGUCGGACCUUGGCGCGGCCGCGCGCCCGACAUCCCGACGACCCCUUUUACAUGAUUUACACCUCUGGAAGCACGGGCACUCCCAAGGGGGUGGUGCUGAAGGAAUCCAACACGCAAGCCAUGCUGAGCACCUUGAACAAAGACUAUGGCUUCACGGCCAACGACAACUUCCUCGCACACACGACCAUGUCCUUUGACCUCUCCGUUGUUCAAAUCUUCUCGGGCCUGACGGCGGGCGCCACCGUCUCGAUGGCCUCGUGGGAGGUUCGCAAGGACCCCGCCGCUCUGGCCGACUUUAUGAUGAAGGAGGGCGUCUCCGUCACUUACUUUACUCCUACGCAGUUCUCCCUCCUCGUGGAAGUCAACCCUGAAGCGCUCAAGAAAUGCUCAAAGUACAGGGUUGCCUACUUGGCCGGCGAGCGGCUUCCUGUGCGCGUUGCCAGGGCCUUUUACGACUUGGGGACCCCUGCGACUCUGUUCAACACCUGGUCGCCCUCUGAGCUCGUGGUGCAGACAGCCAUUGCCAAGAUCGACUGUCCGGAAGAGGGCAUCGUUAGCCUUCCCAUCGGCUAUCCCAUGGACAACUGCCGCCACUACUUGCUGGACACCAAGGGGAACCCCGUGCCGCUUGGCCACAUCGGAGAGCUCGUCGUGGGCGGCGCUCAGGUCGGGGCCGGCUACCUGAACCGCCCCGAAGCCAACGCCCGUUCGUUUGUCGACGACCCCUUUGCAUCCGAAGAGGACCGCAGGCGUGGUUGGAACAAGAUGUUCAAGACGGGCGACCGAGGCCGCUUCCGCACAGACGGCCAGCUCGAGUUUCACGGCCGCAUCGCCGGCGACAAGCAGAUCAAGCUCCGCGGCUUCCGCGUCGACCUCGGUGAGGUCGAGCAGGUUGUUUUCAAGGAGUCGCAGAGCUUGAGGAGGACCGGUGCCCUGAUAGACAUUGCCGUCGUCGCACGCGCCGUCGACUCGGAUGAGCAGGGACUCGUUGCGUUCAUUGUCCCCAAGGCCAGCGUGACCGACGAGAAUGACAAGGUGGCCAUCGUCUCUCACCUGCACCGCAAGAUCAAACCGCGCCUCAACUACUAUAUGCUCCCCAACGGCUACCAGUUCCUGAGCAAGCUGCCGGUCACCCUGGGCGGCAAGGUUGAUCGCCGGAACCUCCUGGAGCGCCCGCUUGAGCUCGUGCAUCCUUCAACGGCCAUGGUGCAACCAGGUAAGGCCGCAGUCAACGGAUCUCCGGGCGCAGCAGUGACGACGGGCGCCGAGGAUCUCGAAGCAACAAUCCUCGCCCUCUUCCGAGCAACACUCGGGACCGAGGUGGGCAUCAACGACUCCUUCUUCGAGAAGGGCGGCAACAGCAUCCUGCUGGUGCGGCUGCAAGCCAAGAUCAAGAAGCUGUUCAAGAUUGCGCCGCCGCUGCCAGCCUUGAUCCGGGAGCCGACGGCGGCGGCCGUGUGCGCGUACGUGAGGCGGGCCAAGGGGGGCGAUGCCGGCAAGAAGGGCGGCUUCGAGAACGUCAUCAGCUGGAGCGUCGAGACCAACCUACCCAACACGAGCCAGUUCACGCCACGAUGCGGCACGCCUCGCGUGGACCGCGACGAUGUCAAGACGGUGCUGCUCAUCGGCGGAGAGUCCUUCAUCGGCAUCCACCUGCUCUCCGAGAUGCUGCGGUCCAAGCCCGACGCCACCGUGCAUGUCCUCGGAUCGCUGGACAAGCUCGACGUGGCGCAGCUGACCAGCCUGCUGGAGAAGCACCGGCUCCUCGGCGACGGGCUGACGGCAGAGCAGGUGGCGGCGCGCGUGCGGUGCGUCGAGGGCUCGCUCAUCCAGCCCGGCCUGGGCCUGUCCAAGGCGGCCUUCCGCGAGCUCGGGUCCUCCGUGCAGGCCAUCUACCACCUGGGCGGGCACGUGUCGCUGCUCAAGACGUACUCGGCGCUCAAGCCGCACAACGUCACGCCCAUCUUCGACGUGAUCCGCCUGUCGGGCAUGGGCGCGCGCCUGUCCGAGAUCCACUACCUGUCGACGUGGUCGGUGGCGCAUCUGCAGACGUGGUCGGCGUCGCGGCGCACGCGCGACGACUACGUGACGGGCGAGGAGGACAGCGCGCACUUUACGCCGCCGACCGAGGACGACGCCGGCUACUUCAAGAGCCGGUGGGUGGCCGAGAACUUGCUGGUCAAGGCGGCGCGCCGCGGCUUCCCCGUCACCAUCACGCGCGCGUCGGCCAUUACGGCGGCGGCCCAGGGCACGGGCGUGCUGGACCCGGGCGACGAGUUCACCAUGCGCAUCGUCAUCAGCAUGAUUGAGUCGGGCAUGGUGCCGCAGAUUGGCCGUCCGGACCAGCCCAGCUUCGCCGUCGACGUCGUCCCCGUCGACUGGCUCGCCUCGAACCUACUGGCCCUCACCUCGCGCAAGGAGGCGCUGGCCCUGUCCGAAGCCGCCGGCGCCGGCGCCUCGUCCUCAUCCCCGCCCUCGCCCUCGUCGUCGUCGUCCUCCCUGUCAUCAUCAUCGUCAUCAUCGCCGUCGUCAGGGGCACCGCUCAUCUACCACAUCACCAACCCUCACCCCCUCCGCCUCAAGGACCUGCCGCAAAUCAUCGCCGACCUGCGCCCGGGCCAGGGCGAGCCCAGACUGGUGCCGCUCGACGACUGGCUGGGCGGCAUGGAGACGGCCGAGGGCGAGGACGCCGCGGGCCAGCUAGUGCGCAGCACCGUCAUCAAGCAGAACCUGUCGACGGGCAGCGUCAUGUUCAGCCUCGACAACCGCCGCACCAUGGCCACGCUCGACGCCCUCUGCCCCGGCGCCGUCGACGCUUGUCCGCCCGUCGACGCAACGUUCCUGAGCGGCCUGUGGCGGCGCCUGCGGAAGACCGAGAUAUAUCCUUUGACACGGCCUGAUUUGUGUCCCCCUUUCCUUGUUUCUGCCGCCUCUCGGCUUGCUGCUACUAGGGGAUACUGUGCAUGA
Hirsutella rhossiliensis is the source of this 11826-nucleotide messenger RNA. RefSeq names its product AMP-binding enzyme domain-containing protein. NCBI's taxonomy places the organism in Eukaryota, Fungi, Ascomycota, Sordariomycetes, Hypocreales, Ophiocordycipitaceae. The transcript has 5 exons. The record is from RefSeq and is a predicted model, not a curated record. Gene Ontology annotation, molecular function: 3-oxoacyl-[acyl-carrier-protein] synthase activity; fatty acid synthase activity; phosphopantetheine binding. Gene Ontology annotation, biological process: secondary metabolite biosynthetic process; fatty acid biosynthetic process. The coding region runs from base 1 to 11826 and encodes 3941 amino acids.